Actinia tenebrosa (Australian red waratah sea anemone) is the source of this 768-nucleotide messenger RNA. RefSeq names its product T-box protein 2-like. The record is from RefSeq and is a predicted model, not a curated record. Gene Ontology annotation, biological process: regulation of transcription by RNA polymerase II; cell fate specification; positive regulation of DNA-templated transcription. Gene Ontology annotation, molecular function: DNA-binding transcription factor activity, RNA polymerase II-specific; RNA polymerase II cis-regulatory region sequence-specific DNA binding. Lineage: Eukaryota; Metazoa; Cnidaria; Anthozoa; Actiniaria; Actiniidae. Gene Ontology annotation, cellular component: chromatin; nucleus.
AUGGAAUACAGUAUCAAAGAGUUCAAAGACACGGCUGUUAAUAAGAUAACUCAGCUCAAGAUUGAGAACAAUCCUUUUGCCAAGGGCUUCCGAGGAAACUGUAACAACACGAGUCAUCACUUUGGAAUGAAGAGGAGAAAUCAAGAAAACACAGACGACACGGGAUCUCUUUCGCCCUCGUCUACAACAGGCAGCGUUGAACCCUGUAAACGUUUUCGAUCCUCCCCACAGAUCUCGGAAUCCAAUACCACCACCCCUCCCCCCUCACUAUUCUCAGGAAGCCCUCUUGGUAGACUGAUGAUGUCACACAGACCCGACUCACACCAGUCACCUUGUGUCUCAGCUCCAUUACAAUCAACCUGCCGACAAAGACCAUACUAUGGCGACGACUCAUCAGAUAUUUUUUCACAGCCACCAAUCAACCUGACGUCAGCGUCUCCGUUUAACCUCUCGUCACAGUCUUAUACGCAUGCGCAUGGAAUGAACACCCCUAUGACGUCACAGAAUCCUUUUCCUCACCCACACAUUCCACGACCGAUUGUACAUCCGGGAUAUUUUGGACAUUCUCAUCAUAACGAGCAUACCAUUCAUCACAAACCAGCUCACCUAUCUACGCAUGCGCACCAAAGUAUGCCUGGAUAUCCAGAGAGCUUCCGAACGGACUUCAACCUGGGACGAAACAGCAGCGAUUACAGUAAACCGCUGACCAUAUCUACUUCGUUUAAUAAUGGAUUUCCUGGGAAUUCUUCGAGUUAUCCAUUCCAUUGA